Carcharodon carcharias (great white shark) is the source of this 7162-nucleotide messenger RNA. It is a transcript of the gene tnc, whose product is annotated as tenascin C. NCBI's taxonomy places the organism in Eukaryota, Metazoa, Chordata, Chondrichthyes, Lamniformes, Lamnidae. The coding region runs from base 9 to 6056 and encodes 2015 amino acids. The transcript has 24 exons. The record is from RefSeq and is a predicted model, not a curated record. Gene Ontology annotation, molecular function: protein binding.
CCACCAAAAUGGGGCUUAAGUGGCACAUUUUAGUUUGUUUUGUGACAGCUAUUCUGGUGGAACAAACCCAUGAGGGACUUAUCAAGAAAGUUAUUAGGCAGAAGAGAGACAUUUUACAGCCAAAAGAAGAAAAUAUCACUUUACCAGUUGGAACACAACCUAUCAACUUCAACCAUGUCUACAACAUCAAUGUUCCUCUUGGUUCUCUCUGUUCAGUGGACUUGGAGUCUCCUGAUGGUAUUGUGAGACCCAAAGCUGACUCUAGUGACCAACACAUAGAGCACACUGUUGAUGGUGAAAAUCAAAUUGUCUUCACUCAUCGAAUCAAUAUCCCACGUCAGGCCUGCGGCUGUGCAGCAGGUCCAGAUAUCCGUGACUUGCUCAACAGGUUGGAGGUGCUGGAAGGUCACGUAUCAUUAUUACGCGAUCAGUGCGCUAAUGGAGUUUGCUGUGGAAAUGGUGCACAGCAAGGAAUAGGUCGUGUUGACGUAAAACCUUUUUGUGGUGCACAUGGAAACUACAGCACAGAUACCUGUGGCUGUUUAUGUAACCCAGGCUGGAAAGGAGCAAAUUGCACAGAACCUGACUGCCCAGAAAACUGCAAUGAAAGAGGUACCUGCAUUAAUGGCAAGUGCUUGUGUGAAGAAGGUUUCACCGGUGAAGACUGUAGCAUUGAAGUAUCCUGCCCUAACGACUGCAGUGAUCAAGGCAGGUGUAUAAAUGGAGUCUGCCAAUGCUUUAGUGGUUACACAGGAGAAGACUGUGGUCAGGAGUUGUGUCAAUUUGACUGUGGUGAAUAUGGAACCUGUAUCAAUGGAGUUUGUGUCUGUGAUGAAAGUCAUACAGGUGAAGACUGCAGGAUAAAGCUCUGUCCCAACAACUGCAGUGGCCAAGGUAUUUGUAUUAAUGGACUUUGUGUCUGUGAUGAAGGUUUAACUGGAGAAGACUGUACGGAUCUGGCCUGUCUUAACAACUGUUAUAAUCGUGGCCGCUGCGUGGAUGGAGAGUGUAUCUGUGAUGAAGGUUUCACAGAUCAGGACUGUUCAGAAAUUAUUUGCCCCAAUGACUGCUAUGACCGUGGGCGUUGUGUUGAAGGGGUAUGUUACUGCGAUGAAGGUUUCACUGGUGAAGAUUGCGGAGAACUUGUCUGUGUGAACAACUGCAGUAACAAUGGCCUCUGUGUCAAUGGGCAGUGUGUCUGCAAUGAAGGCUACACAGGUGAAGACUGUAGUGAAUGGGCUUGCCUGGACAAUUGCAACAAUCGUGGAGUCUGUGUCGAUGGAGUGUGCAUCUGUAAUGAAGGCUUCACUGGAGAAAGCUGUGGUGAAUUGGCCUGUCCAAACAAUUGUAAUAAUCAUGGGCACUGUGACGAUGGACGUUGUAUCUGUGAUGAAGGCUUCACAGGGGAAGACUGCAGUGAGCUCCUUUGUCCGAGCAAUUGCAAUAAUGUGGGUAGCUGCGUCAACGGACGGUGUAUCUGUGACUUUGGCUUCACCGGAGAUGACUGUGGUGAAUUAGCUUGCCCAAACAACUGCAACAACCGAGGCAGCUGUGUCAGUGGUCAGUGUAUCUGUGAGGAGAGCUAUUCAGGAGAAGACUGCAGUGAGCUGAUUUGCCCUAAUGAUUGCUCUGACCGUGGACAAUGUGUCAAUGGCCAAUGCAUCUGUGAAGAAGGUUUCACGGGGGAAGACUGUGGUCAGCUGGCCUGCCCAAACAACUGUAAUAACCGUGGCCGCUGUGUCAAUGGUCAAUGUGUCUGUGAUGAUGAUUUUACUGGCGAGGACUGCAAUGAACUGGCCUGUCCUAACAACUGCAAUAACCGUGGCCGCUGUGUCAAUGGUCAAUGUAUCUGUGACCCAAAUUACAGUGGCCUAGAUUGUGCAGAUUUGGCCUGUCCCAAUAACUGCAACAAUCGUGGGCAAUGCAUUGAUGGUCGAUGUGUUUGUGAUGAAGGCUACAUAAAAGAAGACUGCUCUGAGGUUUCACCCCCUAAAAACCUAAAGGUGACUGAGGUGAAUCCUAAAACUGUGGACCUAGAGUGGUAUAAUGAAGUCCGAGUAAACGAAUACCUUAUCACCUAUGCCCCAACUACUCCUGGUGGUCUACAAAUGGAAAUAAGAGUACCCGGAGACCAAAUGUCAUCCACUAUCCAAGGACUAGAGCCGGGGGUUGAAUAUUUAAUCAACGUUUAUGCUAUCCUUAACAACCAGAAAAGCAUUCCUGUCAGUGCCAGGAUAGCAACACAUCUACCCACGCCAGAUGGUUUAAGAUUCAAGUCUAUUCGUGAGACCACCGUGAAUGUGGAGUGGGAACCUUUGGACAUUGCGUUUGAUGGUUGGGAGCUCAUUUUCAAAGCCCCAAAAGAAGAAAACGGAGAGAUUUCCACCAGCCUGAAACAACCAGAAGUAUCAUUUGUGCAGACUGGCCUGGCUCCGGGACAAGAGUAUGAAGUCAGCCUUCGUGUUGUGAAAAAUAAAACCCACGGCCCAGAAAUUAAGAAAAUACUGACAACAAAGAUUGAUGCGCCAAGCCAAGUGGAAGUAAAUAAAGUCACAGACACCACCGCUCACAUUACCUGGUUCAAUCCAUCUGCCCAAAUUGAGGGAAUCAGCCUUUCCUAUGGGACUCCAGGCAGUGAGAUGGCAACUGUUGACCUUCCUAACACCGAGACAGCCUAUUCCAUAGCUAAGCUUCAACCAGACACUGAAUAUGAAGUUUCUCUGGUUUCUAAACGUGGGAACAUGAAAAGUAAUCCAGCUGUCAAUACUUUCACAACAGACCUUGAUGCUCCCAAAAACCUCAGAAAUGAGUCUCAAACGGAUGACAGCAUCACCUUGGAAUGGAAGAACACCAGAGCUGCUGCUGACAAUUACAAGGUUAAAUAUUCACCACUGGCAGGAGGAGAACACAAGGAAAUUACUGUCAAAAGAAGCAAUCAAGCAACCACCAAAAUUAAGAUUUCUGAUCUGCAGCCUGGUACCGAAUAUGGUUUUGGCGUUAGUGCCAUUAAAGGCAACAGAGAGAGUGCUCCUGCUACCAUCAACGUAGCCACAGACUUGGACAGUCCAAGAGACUUGAAAGUGAUUGAGACAUCAGAGAACACAAUUACGCUGACAUGGAAACGCCCACUGGCAGUAAUAGAUCAUUACUACAUCAUCUAUAUCUCAUCCGCUGGUAAGAGGCAUGAGGAGAUGGUGGCCGCCGAUGCUAUCUCAUACAUCCUGACUGGGCUCGACCCUGCGGCUGAGUACACCAUUAUCCUAAUAGCACAGCGAGGUAAACAAAGGAGCAGGGCUUCCAGCACCAUUGCUUUGACAGCGAUGCCGGAGCCAGCAUUCUCUGCUACUCUGGAGGAGGCCAUCACGCCUCUUCCAAAUGGAAGAAUAACAGUGCCAGUUGUUUCCUUGAUAGUAGAAGCUUCUGUGCCUGAGUUUUCCGGGACUGGUGAUGUUGAACUCAGUAACCUAACUGCUUCCGAUGUAACCUCCGAUACUAUCAAACUUUCCUGGAUGGCAGAAAUAGGAUCCUUUGACUAUUUUAUCAUAAAGUAUAGAAGUGGGCUUGGAGCCGAUGAUGAGACAGAGAUCUCCGUGACUGGUGAUGAUUUAGCUGCUGAAAUAAGAGGCCUAAUACCCUCCACUCCUUAUAAGAUAACUCUUUAUGGAAUUGCUGGUGGUCAACGCUCAGAGCCGCUGAACAUUAGAGUUACCACAGAAUCCUUUGACCGUUCCGGUACACAAUUUCAAAACUCAGAAGUCGCCAUGCCAGAGAAUCUUGUGGUAAAAAAUGUAACUUCCACCAGCCUUGGACUAUCCUGGACAGCACAAAAGGGAGUUUUUGAUAGGUUUCUUUUAUCAAUAAAGGAUCUUAAUGGAUUGAAUGUCCCUUUGAAGAUUUCCCUACCAGGUGAUCAGCAUACAACUGAUGUAACAGGGUUGGUAGCUGGCACUGAUUACGAGAUUGAUCUUUAUGGAAUAGUCCAAGGCCAGCUUUCACAACCAGUGAAAGGUGUUGCAAAAACAGAAUCUGAACUUGAAAAUUUAAUGGUCUCGGAAGUUACCUCCGGCAGCUUCAAACUCUCUUGGACAGCUGAUGAGCCCUAUGACAGCUUUGUUAUAGAUAUUAAAGACUCUGAUGGGUUGUAUGACCAAUUAACAUACACAGUACCAGGUGAUCAGUAUUUCAUAGACAUCCCACAUCUGCGUUCUGCUACUGCCUAUGAGGUUUCUGUCUAUGGUAUAAUUCACGGUCAGCAAACAAAGCCGCUGUACACUGAAGCUCAAACAGAGGCCGAACCUGAAGUGGACAACUUAGCAGUUUCCAAUGCUACCUCAGAUGGCUUCACACUUUCUUGGACAACAGAUGAGAGUGACUUUGAUAACUUUAAUAUUAGAAUUAGGGAUUCCAGAAAGGAAUUUGCUCCUCUGGACUAUACAGUAUCGGGUGACCUACGAACAACUAGCAUCACGGGCCUCCCCGAUGGUACUGAGUAUGAUAUUUCCUUGGUUGGCAUUGCAGAGGGACGACAUUCACAGCCAAUAAAUACCAUAGCAGUCACAGGGCUAGGAUCUCCUAAAGGCCUGCAGUUUGCAGAUGUCACCGACACCACAUUGGCAGUCUGGUGGGACCUUCCCAGAACCUACAUCACCAAUUUCAAGAUUAUUUAUGUGCCAGUUGAUGGAGGUCCAAGCAAUACAGUGACAGUUGAUGGCAGCAAGACUCGAACUACACUGCGAAAGCUGACCCCAGCCACUGAAUAUGUAAUCAAGGUCAUCUCUGUUAAAGGGUUUGAGGAGAGUGAACCAAUUUCAGGCACAGUGCAGACAGCCUUGGACAGUCCAUCGGAAUUAGGUGUUGUGAAGGUCACAGAUUCUGAAGCCCUGUUGGUAUGGAAGCCCACUGUUGCUGCAGUAGAUGAAUAUCUCAUCGCCUACAAUGCUGAGGGCGAGUCUCCAAUAACAAAGCAAGUUUCAGGAUCCCUGGUACAGACUGAACUCAGCGCUCUUUUACCUGGCACCCUGUAUACUGUGCGGAUCCAUGCCGUGAAAGGCUCCCUCGAAAGUUCUGCCUCAUCCACUACCUUUACUACUGCCAUUGAUCCACCCAGAGACUUGAGAGUCGGAGAAAUUACAACGAACGAUGCACUUGUUUCAUGGAAACCUCCACAAGCUAGGAUCGAUGGGUACAUUCUGACAGUUGAAUCUGAAGAUGGAAGACCACAGAAAGUUGAAUACUUUGGAGCUACAGAUAACUCAUACAGCAUGGACCAACUGGUUGCAUCAAUGAAAUACAAUGUGAGACUCCAAGCCUACGCAGGAUCAGAGAGAAGCAAUGUAAUAGAGACCACCUUCACAACAGUUGGUUCCUUGUAUCCAUUCCCCAAGGAUUGCUUUCAGACGUUGUUGAAUGGUGAAGCCAAUUCUGGACUUUAUACCAUUUUCUUGAAUGGAAAUCGCUCUCAGCCACUUCAGGUGUACUGCGACAUGACCACUGAUGGAGGUGGCUGGAUGGUCUUCCAGAGGCGCGAGAACGGCAAGGUGGAUUUCUUCAGAAACUGGAAGAAUUAUACCAUUGGAUUUGGCAACCCUUCUGAUGAGUUUUGGUUAGGGCUUGAAAACCUUCACAGGAUUACAUCACAGGGUCGUUACCAACUGCGUGUGGAUUUCCGAGAUGAAGGAGACUCUGCUUAUGCAGUAUACGACAAGUUCCUUGUCACUGACUCCAAAAGUCGAUACAAACUGCAUGUUGGAGGGUACAGCGGAAAUGCAGGUGACUCUCUGACUUACCACAAUGGCCGUCCAUUCUCCACAAAGGACAGAGACAAUGAUGUGGCCGUGACAAACUGUGCUCUGUCUUACAAGGGAGCCUGGUGGUACAAGAACUGCCACAGAGUAAAUCUGAAUGGAAGAUAUGGAACUCAAAGCCAUAGCCAGGGUGUGAACUGGUAUCAUUGGAAGGGUCAUGAGCAUUCGAUUGAAUUUGCUGAAAUGAAAUUGAGACCACACAACAUCAGAGACCCACAACAGAGAAAGAAGAGAGCACAACAGCAACAUUAAAUAACCAAAUCAUCCGUCAACAAUAAAGAUUCAUAAUGUACAGAAGCAUCACUAAUUUAGCUCACAAUCGAGUUACUGUGUAAUAUGAGCCUUGCUAGUAAAGUGCUCUCAUCUUACAUGGGUUUAGCUCCACUCAGUUUAAACACCAAAGAUAAUUUUGACAAUAAUUAACAUAGGUUGUUAUUGCUUUUAGGGUCAUAGCUUUAUGUAUGUUGCUCGGAGGGUGGGGGUGGCUUUAUAUGUACAUCAUUACGCCUGCACAGACAUCAGAGUGUAUUGUUUGUCUUUGUUCAUCGUGUUGGGGAUAUAUUGCCAUGGCAACAAACUGACCAGUUGUUAUUAAAAGGUUAAUGUACAGAAGCUUCAUGUUUAACCAUCAAGUAUAUAAGCUGACUGUUUAAAUGUGGGUGCGGAGUUUUUUUUUAACAUGGAGCUCCAUAUUUGUGGUUCUUUACUGAAAGGGAGGUAUUGUUUGAAAAAGCACAAGUUGUUUCUUGCCAUUGGUUAGCAAUUUCAGGUACCUUGUUUUAAACAAAAAAAAAAUCAACCAAAUGUUGAUUCUGUUAAAGGGUAGAAGAACAGUAAUGUAUAUACACACAACUAGGAGCCCUUACUAAGGCCACUUUUUCACAAAGUUUCAUUUGCUCCCUGGAAUAGGACAAUUUUUUUCUCAGUAAAUUACCAGUCUCACACACAAAAAAAUACAUUAUUAAAUGUAAUUUUGUGAGUUAUUUUUCCUCGUGGGAAGUUAUGUCUGCAUUGUUUAAAAUAAUCUCAACGCUUCCGUUUAUUUAAAUGGCAUAGAUACUGUGCUGAAAUAAAAGGGAAAAAUAAUGAAUUGCUUUUAAGGAAUUCUAUUUUCAACGUAAAUGUAAAAAGUAAUAUUUUUGUCUUUCAAAUGUCCACAACCAAAAAUAAAGUUUUUUUUUUCCCCGAUUUAUAUAAUAUCCUUAUCGUGGAAAGGUAUGAUCACUAGAACCCAAUUAUACAGUACCACUAAAAUCAUGAUAUACAUUUGUAAAAUAAUGAGUGUUUCUCACAUGAAUAAUUUCAAUGUACGUUUCUGUGUACUCCUAAUUAAAAUAAAGUAAUGGUGUUUUAACAAA